GCGGCCCAAUAGUUCAACAAUUAGGCCUUAUCACCUUGCUAAUAGUAAGCUGAUUCUGUACACCCUGGGGCUUGCUUCCAGCGCACAAGAAGCCCCGAUCUCCGUCUACACAAAAGCAUUCGAUCUCUGAGUUCAAGGGUGACAAAGAAAUUUCAAUGAGCAUGUCUACACCGCCAAAGACUUGCCCUUCUCAAUUGGUUGUUUUAAACAAGGCAUUCAAAUUGGCUGAGCAAUGGGUUAAGAAUAUGUCCACACCUUUAGUGGAUGAACCAACUGAUGUUAAGUUAGAAGCCCGACCUUCUAGGCUUGGACUGGGUGCUAAAGUUUCACGUCAAUCCAAAAUUGGGCCUUCAAAUGAUCCCAUUGAAAGAAAAUUACAUGCUAAGUUGGAUGCUGGGAAAAGAAAAUCUGCCAAAAGUAUCAAGGAGUCUACACUAUCUGCAAGAAGUGGAAGUGACAAUAGUGAUGAUAGUGAUGAGGAUUUAGAGAGCAGAACCAAAUCAUUUAGCAAGAAGCGUGUAGUUCCUCCAACCUCAUCUCUACAGAGAAACAAGAAACCAAAGUAACUUGCCACCUUACGAAAUAGUAUGUACUAUUUUUCUCAGCCUUGUUAAAGCAGAGUUUAUCCGUUGCAUCCUGUAUGUCUUCUUUCAUUAAGAAGGAAAGGGCAGUGAAAACACCAGCUGCCCUUGUGAAGCUAAACUCUUCACUCUUAAAUGGAAACUGUUAUUGGAAGGAUUCUAUAUGUAGAUCUUUUCUUGUUUAUAAUAUUCCAAAGAAGUAGCUAAAGAUAGAGAGGCGACUUCCACUUCCUAGUUA
Messenger RNA from Vitis vinifera (wine grape), 819 nucleotides. RefSeq lists its product as uncharacterized. The record is from RefSeq and is a predicted model, not a curated record. Bases 156 to 566 code for a protein of 136 amino acids. Lineage: Eukaryota; Viridiplantae; Streptophyta; Magnoliopsida; Vitales; Vitaceae. The transcript is spliced from 4 exons.